AAUGAUCUGUUAAACUAAAGGUGGGAGGAGCAUGAGAUGUGGAGACAUAAAAAAGGAGCAAAACUGAGAAGAGCAAGGGCCAAAUAAAGCCAAAAGACCGUGACCAUGGCUGAGUACAAGCUCGAAGUGACAACAGGUGACAUGACAAAUGCAGGAACAUUUGACCACAUACAUGUCACCUUAUUUGGAACUGGAGGGAAGAGUGAGCGAACUGAGUUGGACAACUUUGGAGUAGAUUUUAAAACUGGGAUGACAGGGAUAUACACUGUGAGAACCAAUUUGUCUCUGGGGAAACUUCUGCUGGUCAAGGUGGAGAAAGAGCCUUUUUCUCUUCUCCCAGAAGAUGAGUGGUACUGCUCCAAAAUAGUGGUGACGACUCCAGAAGGAGAUGUCAUUCUUUUCCCCUGUUACAGAUGGAUCUCCAGGGGAGAACUGGUGGAGCUGAGAGGGGGGAGAGCCAUGAAGAAUUUUGAGGAGGACCAUCCCCUGUCCAUUGACCAUCGGGAAAAAGAGCUGAUACUUAAAAAGAGCAUGUACCAAUGGAAGAUUGACGAUCAAAGGCUACCACAUGCCAGUAAUUUCCAAAAUAUAUCUGAGCUCCCAGCUGAAAUCUGCUUUUCUAUAUCCAAAUCAAUGGAAAUACUUUAUACAAAAAGAAUGACUGGUGCUGAACUCAUGUUUAAGGGGCUGGUUGGAUCUACUGAACAAUGGAAAAACAUCGAGGACAUGAAAAAAAUCUUCUGGUCCAAAAGGACAAAAAUGUCAGAGUAUAUUACAGAACACUGGAAGGAAGAUGACUUUUAUGGAUUCCAGUUUCUGAAUGCAAUCAACCCCACUGUGAUCAAACGCUGCUCAGAGCUUCCCCCAAACUUUCCAGUCACAGAGGAGAUGGUGAAGCCGUUCCUGGAAAAGGGAAGCUCUCUGCAGAAGGAAAUCGAGAAAGGCAAUAUAUUCCUCUCUGACCAGAAGAAGAUGGAUGGAAUUCCAGCUAGAGCCCAAAAAGGUGAACCUCUGCACGUGACUGCUGGUCUCUGUUUGUUCUACUUGAACCCAGAAAACAAACUGAUGCCAAUUGCAAUACAGUUGCAUCAACAACCUUCUGAGCAGAACCCCAUCUUUCUGCCCAGUGACCCGGAGACGGACUGGCUGCUAGCCAAGAUGUUUAUUAAAAAUGCAGAUUCCAUGGAUCAUCAAGCAGUCCAUCACCUCCUGAACACUCACUUUCUGACAGAAGUCUAUGCUGUUGCCACUCUCCGCAGCUUCCCUGUGAUUCAUCCCCUCCACAAGCUGCUGCUUCCACACUUCCGCUACACUCUCCACAUCAACACUGUAGGUCGCAAAUCUCUUUUUGGACCUGAUGGGGCUUUAAGCAUAAGUUCACUUGGAUAUGAUGGGAUGAGAGAGCUCAUGAGAAGGUCUCUCUCUGAAAUGACCUACAGCUCGCUCUGUCUGCCAGAGAACAUAACUGCACGAGGACUGCAGUCUAUCCCCAACUUCUACUACAGAGAUGAUGGCCUGAAGCUGUGGAACAUCAUCAACAGCUUUGUGAAGGCAGUGGUGGAGUACUAUUAUCCCUCUGACAGUGACGUCCGUAAAGAUACUGAGCUGCAGGAAUGGAUCAGUGAGAUAUUCACACAUGGCUUGUUAGGAAACAAAGGCUCAGGGUUUCCAGCAAGCUUUCAUACUGUCGAGGAAGUGAUCAAGUUCAUCACUAUGGUGAUCUUCACAGCGACGGCUCAACAUGCUGCAGUCAAUAAUGGACAGUUUGACUACUACGCCUGGCUGCCUAAUGCCUCGCUCCUGCUGCGCAAACGUCCUCCAACCACUAAGGGGAAGUCAAGCAUGAAGACAAUUUUGGAGACCCUCCCAAAUGUUGGAGACACAGUCAGCUUUGUAGCAAUGGUUUGGCUGCUUUCAGACAAAUACACUGAUACGGUUCCCUUGGGUACAUACCCUGAAGAACAAUUCGAUGAGCCUGCUCCAAAGCAGAUGAUCAAGGAAUUUCAAGCAAAGUUGUCCUAUCUCAGUGAAGAAAUUACAACAAGAAACUCUAAGCUUAAAGUACCCUACAUAUAUCUGAAUCCUUCUCAGAUAGAGAACAGUAUAACUAUUUAAGAAAGUCUGAGCCAUUAUGCAUUAGGAGAUUGUAUCCUUGCAUUUCUCAACAUGCAUGCAGGGAGGUGUGUUUGAAUUUAGUACAUACAAUAGGUAAGGUGUUAGAGACAGUUAGUGAGGUGUUGCAUGCUGGGACAAGAUGAUUAUAUUUUAUUAGUAUCAUGAUGAGUGGGCCCGUGGUAUGGUAACAUAUGGACCUACUGUAUGUUAACUGGUUAACACGGGAAGUAAUAGCUUAAACAUUACCUGUUGCUUUCUGCGUGAUUUUUCUGCAACUGAUUUUGUCGUAUCAGACUUCUACAAGUGCAUAGCAUUCAUUUUUACUUAAGUAAAAAUAGAACUACUUUGUGUUUAACACCAGUCACGAUGAUUUCGAGCAUAUGGCUCAGAACAGAGUUCCUCUUUAUGUGAUUAGAAAUCAAAAACAGAAAUUUAACUUCAGGAAUUCUUUUAUGUAUUUCUUUUUGCCUUUCCUCUAAAACAUUAAGAGCAUGAGGACAGAGAUGAAUUAGAUAUAGCUGUGUAGUAUUCAUAACUGUAUGUAACCAGAGGGUUUUUUGCAGGGUUAUGUUUUAUUAAGUAUAAGGGAAAUGCCUGAAUUCUUAACCUAAAAUAUCAAAAUAAAGGUGUCUAAUGUGUGUAAUUAGCUCUGUUGGGUUUCUGUACUCUCCACUUUACUGUCUCCUAACUCAGAUUCAGUAAAGGUUUUUAGUUGUUCAGAUCUGCAAACUCCAUCUAGUUUUACUACAUGACUUCUUAACCUUAACAACUGAGACUUGACAUGAAGCCCCAUUAAAGAAUGACUUAACACUUAA
Molecule: messenger RNA, 2930 nt
Organism: Siniperca chuatsi (mandarin fish)
Lineage: Eukaryota; Metazoa; Chordata; Actinopteri; Centrarchiformes; Sinipercidae
Product: hydroperoxide isomerase ALOXE3-like
Exons: 15
Coding region: 106-2115 (669 amino acids)
Biological process (GO): linoleic acid metabolic process; lipid oxidation
Molecular function (GO): iron ion binding; oxidoreductase activity, acting on single donors with incorporation of molecular oxygen, incorporation of two atoms of oxygen; protein binding
Source: RefSeq, a predicted model, not a curated record